AUGGAAAGUGUGAAGAAUGCCAAAGAUGAAAGAGUAAGAGAAAUCCGGAAUGCUGUGGAAUUGAUGAUUGCUCGUUUAGAAUCUCAGUUGAAAACCAAACUGUUAACAUUGAUGGGUGAGAAAAACCAGUUGACCCAGGAGACUAGUUUGUUAGAGAAUCUCAUCCAUGAAGUUGAAGGACAGUUGAAUGACUGUGGAAAAAGUGAAUUAAUAGAGAAAAGUGGGGAACUCAUGCAGAUGUUUAAACAGGAUGGCAAUGGCGUUGUCCGGGGAAAUUACCUUUCAGUAUUUCUAGAAUUGUCUGCUGGGCUUCCAGAAACUUCCAAAUAUGAAUACAGAGUUGAAAUGGUGCAUCAAGCAUCAAAAGAUGCCAGUAAGAACAUUGUCAGGGAAUUUGCCUCAGAUUUUGAGGUUGGGGAAUGUUGGGGUUACAACCGAUUCUUCCGACUAGACUUGCUUGCUAGUGAAGGUUACUUAGAUACACAAAAUGACACUCUUAUUCUGAAGUUUCAAGUACGCCCACCUACAUUCUAUCAGAAAUGCAGGGACCAACAAUGUUCUGUUGGACAAGGUGAACUCUCUCUCUCUCUCUCUCUCUCUCUCUCUCAAACUAUCUAUACAAUUCUUUAUGGUAUUGCGAGGGAAAGAAAUAAUUGA
Molecule: messenger RNA, 657 nt
Organism: Acanthosepion pharaonis
Lineage: Eukaryota; Metazoa; Mollusca; Cephalopoda; Sepiida; Sepiidae
Source: the annotation of a GenBank genome assembly